CUUCUACUUGAAAAUGGUUUGUCGAUGGUUUCCUAGCAAUAUAUAUAUCACUGUAUGCUUUGUUCUGGCCGCAAAUGUGCCUGAGAGAGCGUAUGAGCCAAGCUGCUUGAAUAUGAUAUCUAUUGGUGUCUACGCAAUGUCUACCGCUCUCAUAACAACGGCAAAGGCAGCCUUGGUGACACUUUUUGCAGGUGCCUUGGCUUAUGUUGUCUAUCAAUGUGUUUUCUCCCCUCUCGCAGUCUUUCCCGGGCCGUUCGCUGCCAAACUGUCUAAAACAUGGCGUGCUUAUGUGACAUACAGAGGUCACUGGCAUCGGGAUUUGGUAGCGCUUCACCGACGACAUGGGUCGGUGGUAAGGAUAGGACCGAACGAGUUGAGCGUUAUUGAUCCAGAUGCUUUCCUUCAGAUCUACAGCGCGAAUGGGGCAUAUGCCAAGUCGGCUUCCUACUCGAUAGUUCAAGGUUCGCGGCCAUUUGACUUGGCCGGCGAGCGCAGCGAGAAGAUCCAUGCCGCUCAACGUCGGCUAGUAGCGAGAGCCUACUCAAUGGAAUCGGUUAUGCACUUCGAAACACAGGUCGAUGAACUGAUUGCUCAGGUGUUGAGAAAGUUUGACGAUGUAGCACUCUCGAAAACCGUCAUUGACCUUGGUUACUGGGUACAGCUCUUCACUUUCGAUGUGAUAGGAGCCAUCUCAUUUACCAAGCCAUAUGGGUUUUUAUCCUCGGGAUCCGACUCCUUGGGGACAGAGGAGAGUUUUUUUGCAAAACUAAAAGCUACUUUCGACAAUGCCGCGUGGCUUAUGCAUGCGGGCUGGUUUUUCAGGCUUCACCAGAAAGUGAUUAUGCCGAUAGUGGGGAACCUCUUGGCUGUCAAUGAAAGAAACGGAUUCUUCUUUCGAUUUGCCCAGCGAGAAGUACAGGAGCGUAAAGACAGAGGAGGCAAUGACCAAGAUAUGGUGGGUCGACUGUUGAAGGUGCAACAAACUAAAGCAGAACUUGAUGACCUAUCCAUCGCCUUCAUGAUGACUUCGAAUAUAUUUGCAGGUUCCGAUACAACUUCAGCCGCUCUACGCAGUAUAUUUCUCAACCUGAUACGCCACCCUCGCGUCUUAGCAAAGCUGCGUUCUGAGCUACAGGAUCGAGAGGCUAAUGGAAAGCUAAGUUUGAUCGUCCAGGGAGCUGAAGCUGACGCUUGCCCAUACCUGCAAGUGAUCAUAUAUGAAAGUAUGAGACUUUUUAGCCCCGUAUCAUUCAUGCUUGACCGAGAUGUGCCGGCUGAAGGAAUAAUGAUUCGCGGGCAUCAUGUGCCUUCAGGAACGGUCGUGGGAACUAGUCCGUGGGCCAUACAUCUAAGUCCAGAGGUGUGGGGUGACGACGUAGAUGAGUUCCGACCAGAACGCUGGCUGGAUUGCGAAGAUCCUGGAAACCUCAAGCGCUUCUUUUUCUCCUUUGGCGGUGGGACUCGGGGAUGCAUUGGGCGCAAUAUCAGUUGGUUUGAGAUGGAGAAGCUUGUCUCCACUCUUGUUAUGCGGUAUGACUUCAAACUUGCUGAGGAUGCUGAGAUAACAGAGGAAUGCGGCACAGUUGUUUACCUCAUGGGCCUGCGGGUGACCAUCGCCCGUUUGGGAGAAUAACCUCCCUUUGAAACUUGCUCGGAUCCGCAAUGACAUUGCUGAUGCGAUCACGGCUGAAUUAAAUUCUAUGAAAAUACAACACCCAUGACAAAUCGGCGGAUUAACCGACAUGAUUUUCUUGUAGACGUUGAGAAUGGAAUAAGUCUUAGUGUCACAGCGCCAUCCAGCUGUGUUCCAAUUGGGCUUGUUGUGAUUGCACAAUCCUCACCUCAUCUCGAGAUAUUGAGAGACGGUACUAGUAUUAGCAAUAAUUAUAUGUCUGUUUCCCAUCCCAAUAAAGUCUCAAAGGGCAGGAGGUGUGAAAGUUUGCAGGAUGGUAGCCACUAUACCUGGUCGAGGGGAUAGAUACUGUUGAGAAGAUAUACUGUUUUGAGUAGGUAGGUAGCUGUGGUAUUCAAUCUUGUUUCUCUUUCCACACCUCGUAUAAUCACU
This is a messenger RNA of Xylaria bambusicola, 2065 nucleotides long. Its product is annotated as cytochrome P450. Lineage: Eukaryota; Fungi; Ascomycota; Sordariomycetes; Xylariales; Xylariaceae. The transcript has 9 exons. Gene Ontology annotation, molecular function: heme binding; oxidoreductase activity, acting on paired donors, with incorporation or reduction of molecular oxygen; monooxygenase activity. The record is from RefSeq and is a predicted model, not a curated record. Bases 14 to 1633 code for a protein of 539 amino acids.